AUGGGACCGUCCAUAACCAAGAGUGACUGGCUGGGUACUUCCAUAGAUAGGAACCUUCUGGAUGCUCUAAUACUGAACUCUACCCGGAUUGGCCAUGGAUUUGCUUUAACCAAAUACCCAGCAGUCUGGGCUGGCUCCUGGAAAAAGAAUAUUCCCACUGAAGCCUGUCCCAUCUCCAACCAGGUUCUGAAACUGGUGUCUGACUCGCAAAACCACCCUGCUGCUGUCCUGAUGGCCACUGGGUACACCAUGGUGAUCAGCUCUGAUGACCCAGCCGUCUUUGGUGCAAAAGGCUUACCCUAUGAUUUCUAUAAGGGCUUCAUAGGCAUUGGGGAAAUGGAGGCUGCUCUGAGGACACUCAAACAGCUGGCCGUGAACUCUAUCAAGUUCAGCACCUUGUUGGAUAUUGAUAAAAAGGCUGCCAUGAAAACCUGGGAGGAGAUAGGGGAUAAGUUUGUAGCUAACCUGCCCAGGUGGCCAAAGUGA
Nyctereutes procyonoides (raccoon dog) is the source of this 486-nucleotide messenger RNA. Its product is annotated as adenosine deaminase 2-like. Lineage: Eukaryota; Metazoa; Chordata; Mammalia; Carnivora; Canidae. The coding region runs from base 1 to 486 and encodes 161 amino acids. The transcript is spliced from 2 exons. Gene Ontology annotation, molecular function: adenosine deaminase activity. The record is from RefSeq and is a predicted model, not a curated record. Gene Ontology annotation, biological process: inosine biosynthetic process; adenosine catabolic process.